GCCCAUCAUUAUUACUGUCCACUCAACUAGGCUCCAAUUCCAGCCCUGAGCCCAGCACUCAGCACACGCACAACGCACAGGACAAACAGAGUCUGCGAAGUCAGUGCCAGUCUUGAGCUAAACCUAGAUUCUUGUCACCUAGGCUAGUGAGUUGGCCAAGCCUGUUUCUCGUGCCAAGUGGACGUGGAAUAUCAACGGUUUUCUUCUGCUAGAAACUCCACGUGAACAGUCCACAACAUUUCAAAACGAAACUGCAGGCCUUCACCUCCAAGACAGAUUUCGAAGUCUUUGAGUUCCUCCACUAUAAUCCUUUACUACAUCUAGAUCUACUACAAUUUAUAAUCCUAUUUGAUUGAUCAUGACUUCUCCCCAGUCUUUUAUUAAGGUACACAGUCAUUUAUCUGGCAUUCUGAGAACGAGAUGGAAAGCUCAGAAACUCUUUUCUUGGAUAUCAUCUGUACAUGAAAGUUCCUUUUUGACACCAAACAUCACUCGCUUCAAUCAGUAUUCAAUAAAGAUAUCGGAUGAUGACCAGGGCUACUCUCUGGAUCAGUUUUGUAUCCCAAAACACUACGAAAAUGACCUGUCUCAUGUUCUCAUCCCGGAGGGACUUAUUCAUGACAGAACUGAGCGUCUGGCACGGGAUAUAAUAUCUGACUUUGGCACUGAUGCUAUUGUGGGCCUGUGUGUUCUCAAAGGAGGAUAUAAGUUCUUCACAGAUCUCUGCAACAAGAUGCAACUUUUGAACAGAAACAGCGACCAGUCUGUGCCAAUGUCAGUUGACUUUAUUCGCAUCAAAAGCUAUGUGAAUGAAAAGUCUUCUGGGGAUAUCGAAGUGAUUGGUUGUGACAAUUUAGAUGGACUCAAAGGAAAGAAUGUCUUAAUUGUAGAAGACAUCAUAGACACUGGUAAAACAAUGCAGCACUUGCUGGAGCUUCUGAAAAAAGUGGAACCAAAGUCAAUCAAGGUGGCAAGUCUAUUGGUUAAAAGAACUCCCCUGAGUGUUGGCUACAAACCAGACUAUAUUGGCUUUGAGGUUCCUGAUGUUUUUCUAGUUGGAUAUGCUUUGGACUUCAAUGAGUACUUCCGUGACCUUGGGCAUAUAUGUGUCAUCAACAAAAAUGGUAAAACGAAAUACAGUGUAACAGAGAAAUAGUAGUACCGGUAUCCUCCAUCUAAACUCCCCGUUAAAUGUUGAAUGAGAGACAGCCUAUGGGAUGUAUGCAGACACAACAGACGCCAGUGUUAUUUUCUGUAUCCAUCAUUUAUGCAGAUUUAUCAUGUGCCCAGUGUUAAUGUAAAAUGUGCGAAAAAUUAGAAUAAUGAAUACAUACACAUCUUGAUUCUAUCCAUUUCUUAAGUCAGUAUGCCUCUUUUGUGUGAUAAAGUGUUCUUCAGGUUUUAUUACACUUCUUUUUGGUUCUAUGUGUCUGCUUAGUUAUUCAAUUUACGAGAGAAUUUUGUUUUUUUCAAAAUUGUUAAUCUGUUAGUUCCUUUGUUUUGUGAUUUCUGGUGUGAUAUUGCAUACUCCAGUUUGUUCUAUGGCAAUAAAAAGUAUUAGCCUAGGAUACUUUAUUUACUUUUUGUGUACCGGUGUAUGUUUUGUUCUGAAGUACAAAUCAUGUUUAGAAAGUGAUGAAUAUAAAGGGAGUUUCUGUCCCUGGAUGUUUCAAAACUGAUAAAAAGUUUUAGAAAG
Aplysia californica (California sea hare) is the source of this 1696-nucleotide messenger RNA. RefSeq names its product hypoxanthine-guanine phosphoribosyltransferase. Lineage: Eukaryota; Metazoa; Mollusca; Gastropoda; Aplysiida; Aplysiidae. Gene Ontology annotation, molecular function: hypoxanthine phosphoribosyltransferase activity; magnesium ion binding. Gene Ontology annotation, biological process: guanine salvage; hypoxanthine metabolic process; GMP salvage. The coding region runs from base 359 to 1156 and encodes 265 amino acids. The record is from RefSeq and is a predicted model, not a curated record. The transcript is spliced from 9 exons.